GGAGGUGUGGAAAAUACCAGAGGGUGAGUGAUUAGUAAGUGGUGGUGGUUGCAACCAUUGUUUCCAGAGCCGUUGUUUGAAUCAUAUCUGUCUUACUUAAUGAACUGAUGAAGGCAUCAUGCACACUGGUUCGACUUGCAACUGGCUCAAAAAACCCUUGCACACUAACGGGCACUUUACCAGUGGUAACGUCAUCCACUGGCCGACUCCCAAAUCCUACCCACCUCUCUUGAAAAAUAUGACGAAGAAAUCAGAGGCGGCGGACCGAUGGUCGUUUCUGCCUUCAACUCAGGAGGCGGGAAAGAUCCAUAGGAGGUCACAACAUGUGUGUACUCUAAAUGCAACGUUUUUACGAUAA
Molecule: messenger RNA, 358 nt
Organism: Klebsormidium nitens
Lineage: Eukaryota; Viridiplantae; Streptophyta; Klebsormidiophyceae; Klebsormidiales; Klebsormidiaceae
Source: the annotation of a GenBank genome assembly